This is a messenger RNA of Helianthus annuus (common sunflower), 666 nucleotides long. RefSeq lists its product as uncharacterized. The coding region runs from base 1 to 666 and encodes 221 amino acids. Lineage: Eukaryota; Viridiplantae; Streptophyta; Magnoliopsida; Asterales; Asteraceae. The transcript has a single exon. The record is from RefSeq and is a predicted model, not a curated record.
AUGGAGGUUAUUUCUAUUUUCAUGAAUAGAGCUUGUGAUAUGAAUCUUUUUGAUGGAUGUCACCUUCCUAAUGACGGGCCAUGCAUCUCUCAUCUCUGCUACGCGGACGACGUUCUUUUCAUUGGAGCUUGGUCUGAGCAAAAUGUCUUAGCCUUGAAUCGGUUACUAAGAUGGUUGAACCUAGUUUCCAGUCUAAAAAUAAACCGUAGAAAAAGCAACUUAUUUGGUAUUGGGGUUGAUGAUAGAGAGGUGGGCUGGCUGGCUCGUUUGGCUAAUUGUGAGGUCGGCUCCUUCCCCUUUAUGCAUUUGGGUAUCCCCAUCGGGGUUAAUAUGAAACGUGUUAUGUUUUGGAAACCGGUGCUAGAGAAAUUCUCUUUAAAACUUUCAAAGUGGAAAGCUAAGUACUUAUCCUUUGCGGGCCGUAUGACUCUUGCGAAGUCGGUGUUAGGGAGCCUCCCAUCCUAUUACCUUUCUUUGUUCGCGGCCCCUAAAGGCAUUUUGAACAAACUUGAGAAAAUCAGAAGAGAAUUUAUAUGGGAAAAAUCUAAUUCGUGGCAUAAACUAAGAUGGCUACGUUGGGAACUCCUUACUAAAUCUAAGAAAAUUGGCGGAAUGGGAUUAGGAGGUAUUCGAGGCUUUAAUUUAGCUAUGUUACUGAAAUGGUGA